AUGCUCCAAUUGGGUUAUUCCCCUAAUGGGUUUUCCUUUUCUGCUGUUCUCAAGUCAUCUUCAAUGUCAAACCUUCAUCAGCUCCAUGAUUUGAUUAUAAGAUCAGGGUAUGAGAGUAAUGAAUACGUAUUAAGCUCUCUUGUUAUGGCUUACACCAGAAAUGCAAAGCUGCUUUCUUGGCUAGAAAAACCUGAUGCUGUAUCCUGGAACAUUGUCAUUUCAGCUUGCACUCGGAGCAAUAAUUAUGACGAGGUUUUUGCGCUUUUCAAGCAUAUGCAUUCUGCAUGCAUCCAUCCAGAUAGUUACUCAUUUAUGAGUGUAAUAUCUGUGUGCACCAAACUUUGCCUUCUGGAUUGGGGCAGUUCUCUUCAUGGACUUAUUAUAAAGACUAAUCUUGGUAACUAUGACACAUUUUUGGGCAAUGUACUAAUUGACAUGUAUGGGAAGUGUGGAAGCAUUGACAGUUCAAUGAAAGUUUUUGAAGAAAUUACGAACAAAAAUAUUAUUACAUGGACAACUUUAAUUACUGCUCUUGGGCUGAAUGGUUAUGCUUAUGAGGCAGUGAUGAGAUUCCAAAACAUAGAAUUGAUGGGGUUGAAGCCUGAUGCAUUAGCACUCAGAACAGUGCUUUGUUCUUGCAGAUAUGGUGGAUUAGUGAGCGAAGGCAUGGAAAUUUUCAGGAAGAUGGGAACCAGGCUGAAUGGUGCUCCUACAAAGGAGGAUGGCGUUUCCAGCAUUAUAUGUUUCUUAUGCCAGCUUGUGAUUGACACCUUGGGCCAUGGUUUUCCUAGAGAUAGAUACCUGGCAGAGAAUGUGAACCGCAAUGAGGACGAGAGAGGCACUUGCAGAGAUUACCAAACAAAUGUGAACCCUAGCAAAGAUCUAUAUGAAUAA
Messenger RNA from Glycine soja, 894 nucleotides. Its product is annotated as pentatricopeptide repeat-containing protein At3g58590-like. The transcript has 4 exons. Lineage: Eukaryota; Viridiplantae; Streptophyta; Magnoliopsida; Fabales; Fabaceae. Gene Ontology annotation, molecular function: protein binding; RNA binding. The record is from RefSeq and is a predicted model, not a curated record. The coding region runs from base 1 to 894 and encodes 297 amino acids. Gene Ontology annotation, biological process: RNA modification.